CUUAGGCUUCCCUGCUGUUGCACAUCACUCUGCUUUGCUCUCUUUGUGUAUGUGUGUUUAAAUAUGUGUGUUUGAAACAAACACAGAGCGUGUGAGGACUGACGAGAGGGAGGACUCUUCUUUUUUGCCUGACACUGACAUUGAAAGGAAGCCAGUAUCAACCGAGAGAUUCUCCAUUCACCUCCACAUUUGAGAAGAUGGACGCUGCAGAGUUUCGGAGGCACGGGAAAGAGAUGGUGGACUAUGUGGCUGAUUAUUUAGAAAAUAUUGAGCAGAGGCAGGUUUACCCUGAUGUGGAACCUGGAUACCUGAGGUCACUGAUUCCCGAGGAGGCCCCGGAGGAGUCAGAGAGCUAUGAGGAUGUGGUCAAAGACAUUGAGAGGGUCAUUAUGCCAGGGGUGACCCACUGGCACAGUCCAUACUUUUAUGCAUAUUUCCCAACUGCCAACUCAUUUCCUGCAAUGUUGGCAGACAUGUUGAGUGGGGCUAUUGGCUGCAUUGGAUUCUCUUGGGCAGCGAGUCCUGCCUGCACAGAGCUGGAGACAGUGAUGCUGGACUGGUUGGGUAAAAUGCUGAAGCUACCUGAAGAUUUUCUUGCUGGCACAGAGGGCAGAGGAGGAGGGGUCAUCCAAGGCACUGCCAGUGAAGCCACUCUGAUAGCUCUGCUUGCUGCUCGUUCCAAAAUUGUCAAACUGAUCCAGACCGACCAUCCGGACCGAUCUGAAGCAGACAUUAUAUCCAAACUUGUGGCUUACUCAUCCGAGCAGGCACACUCAUCAGUGGAGAGGGCAGGGUUGAUUGGUGGAGUGAGGAUGAAGAAAAUCCCAACAGACAGUAAGUUUGCUGUGCGAGGAGAUGCACUGCAGAGAGUUCUGGAGGAGGACAAAGCCGCUGGACUCAUACCAUUCUAUUUUUGUGCAACUCUGGGGACGACUCCAUCCUGUGCAUUUGACUGCAUCACUGAGCUGGGCCCUAUUUGUAAUGCAAAGAAUAUCUGGAUGCACAUUGACGCUGCAUAUGCUGGCAGUGCAUUUAUCUGCCCUGAGUUUAGACCUCUGCUGAAUGGCAUUGAGUUUGCAGACUCUUUCAACUUCAAUCCACAUAAAUGGCUUCUGGUCAACUUUGAUUGCUCUACAAUGUGGGUGAAGAAAAGAUCAGAUAUUAUUGGAGCAUUUAAGAUGGAACCCCUUUAUUUGAAGCAUGAUCACCAAGAGUCAGGUAUUGUUACAGAUUAUAGACACUGGCAGAUACCGUUGGGUCGUAGGUUCCGCUCUCUGAAAAUGUGGUUUGUGUUCCGCAUGUAUGGACUCAAAGGUCUGCAAGCCUACAUCCGCAAGCAUGUAGAACUUGCCAAAGAGUUUGAGUCUUUGGUGAGAGCUGAUCAGCGCUUUGAGAUCUGUGCUGAUGUUGUGCUGGGCCUCGUCUGCUUUAGACUCAAGGGCUCGAAUGAAUUAAAUGAAACUCUGUUGAAGAGGAUCAACAAAGCACGUAAGAUUCAUCUGGUACCGUGCCAACUGGCAGGAAAGUUCGUGCUGCGGUUUGCAGUGUGUGCACGUACUACUGAGUCAAGGCAUGUUCAGGAAGCCUGGUGUCACAUCAGUCACCUGGCAUCAGAGCUGCUUCAGGAACUGCCUCACUGACCGCUGGGCAUGUUAAUGAGUCCAGUGAGCAAUCUGUAUCACGCCUACUAACCACACUUUCUUAUUUUCACACCACAGCUGUGAUUCUUUCUGCUAUUUAGUGUCAAUGUGUGUUUGUGUGAGUGUCACAAAGGUGUGUCUUAAAGAACUUGAUAAUAUGUGUCACCCUUCUGUGAGCAGUGUUUUAGUUCAAAAAGUUGUGUACUUGAAAAUGAGUCCGUAUUCAAAAUCAAAUAUGAUUGUCUCCUCUUGAAUAGAGUGAAGAAAAUGAUUUCAGACUACUUUACUAGUGCAAUUGCCUUAUUUUUUCAAGUGUCAACAUACUGUAACACAGUGAAUAAAAAUAUUUGAUGGUUAAACAAUUAACUAGAAUUAACAACUGUAAUGUUAUCUGUAAAAAAUGUCUUUGUUGUUUAUUAAAUAUGUUUUUUGUUUGACAAUAAAAAACCAGUGAGAUAUAAUGUGAUGGUUGUAUUAUGUAUGGUAAGUUACUUUUGUACAAGUGAGAAUGGUAGGGGCAUAAACCACUGGAAAUAAAGUGUA
Messenger RNA from Xyrauchen texanus (razorback sucker), 2183 nucleotides. It is a transcript of the gene ddc, whose product is annotated as dopa decarboxylase. Bases 198 to 1640 code for a protein of 480 amino acids. Gene Ontology annotation, biological process: serotonin biosynthetic process; catecholamine metabolic process; amino acid metabolic process. The record is from RefSeq and is a predicted model, not a curated record. The transcript is spliced from 14 exons. Lineage: Eukaryota; Metazoa; Chordata; Actinopteri; Cypriniformes; Catostomidae. Gene Ontology annotation, molecular function: aromatic-L-amino-acid decarboxylase activity; pyridoxal phosphate binding.